CUCUCUCUCUCUGUGACACAAACACAUCCAGGCACGCAAGAACGGAGAGAGAACCACCAUGGUGAAGCCCUACUCCUACUGUGUAGUUAUUAUCUUGGUUUCCCUAUUGCUAUCAGCUUCCCCUUCAUGUUCCUCAAACGAUGCUAUCUGGGGAGAUUCAGCAUCAGGAUACUGCUGUGGAGCAGAAAUCCGAAUCUACCAAUGGCCAUCAGGGUACACAGCUCUCGGUAUACCGAAAUACAGCGUCCUGAUCGUAAACGAGGCAUGGGGUGCACCGUCCGGCGUGUUCGACGUCCACAUCUCCUGCGGCGAAUUUGCAUCGGCUUCUCUGAUUAAUCCCCUUCUCUUCCGGCGCGUCGCGGUGGAUGAUUGCCUUCUUAAAAACGGCAAGCUUUUGUAUCCCGGUGAAGUCAUUUCCUUUCAUUAUGCCAAUAUACUUCCCUACCCUUUGGCUGUCGUACAGGUUAGAUGCUGAAAAUGCCAGGCCCCUUUCUGUUUGUAUGGGAAUUUGUGGAAGCUUCAUUGUAGUGAAUGUUGGAAAUUUAUUGAUUUUUAUUCAAAGAAAACUGUGUGUUGCAAGGGAGUUAUAAA
This is a messenger RNA of Rhododendron vialii, 591 nucleotides long. Its product is annotated as TPD1 protein homolog 1B-like. The transcript has 2 exons. Bases 59 to 475 code for a protein of 138 amino acids. NCBI's taxonomy places the organism in Eukaryota, Viridiplantae, Streptophyta, Magnoliopsida, Ericales, Ericaceae. The record is from RefSeq and is a predicted model, not a curated record. Gene Ontology annotation, biological process: cell fate determination.